UGAUGGAUUGUCGAGUUGAGAUACUUCCUGAUAUUCUUCUCCUUCCUCGUCCUCCUCUCCUUCUCUCUCUCCCACCCUGUGUUGCCUCUAGUUACGACUGCUGUUUUGCUGUUGCUAGGCAACCUGAAGCCACACCCCUCUCAUUAGAGAGAGCCGCAAGGUGUCGUAGAGAGUUAGCGUUGUCAAGUAAAUGUAUGUCAUCAUGUCGAGUCCCUGAAUGGACUUUAAGAUUAUUUGAAUUUGAUCAUUUAAGAGAUGAGGUCAUUGAAGCCCAGAGGGUAAACUCGUUAAGUCUCAAUGACAAAGGGGUUGACCCUUUACCGAACGAUAUAACAAGCCUGUCCUAUUGGUUGUCAAGACGGCUGCCGGUAGACGAGAAAACAAAAUUAGAAUUCCUUUCGAUAAAUUGUCCAACUAAACGAUUAAUGCUUGGACUGAGAUUACUAAAAGAGAAUACAGAGUUAUACUGCAGUGAAUGCGGUAUACUCAUAACACAGAAGCAGUACAUAUUCAGUAUGUCUGUUGAUGGGCCUUUAGCAUCAUACGUUAAUGAAGGAGGCUUUGUACACGAGACACUGACAGUCACCGAGUCUUAUAAUCUUAAGAAAUCUGGUCGACCCACUACAGAGAACUCAUGGUUUCCAGGUUAUCAAUGGACUAUAUUGUAUUGCAGUAGGUGCAGGGAUCACAAGGGAUGGAGUUUUGAUGCUGUCAAGAAAGAUCUCGUCCCGCUUAAAUUUUACGGCCUGCGGAGACCGGGUCUUGUGUUCUCAGUCAAAAAACCCUCAGAAAACGAGUCUUGAAGAAGAAUAAAAAGAUGUAAUCACUUUUCAUUUGUAACAUUGUCAUUGUUGUUAAUGUUUUUUAUUAGAAGAAGAA
Messenger RNA from Amphimedon queenslandica, 879 nucleotides. RefSeq names its product protein cereblon-like. NCBI's taxonomy places the organism in Eukaryota, Metazoa, Porifera, Demospongiae, Haplosclerida, Niphatidae. The transcript is spliced from 6 exons. The coding region runs from base 3 to 803 and encodes 266 amino acids. The record is from RefSeq and is a predicted model, not a curated record.